This is a messenger RNA of Didymodactylos carnosus, 930 nucleotides long. The record is from the annotation of a GenBank genome assembly. Lineage: Eukaryota; Metazoa; Rotifera; Eurotatoria; Philodinida; Philodinidae.
AUGUUAUGCACAGUCUGUAUCAGUAUCUUGGUUUUUUUUCACAAUAUACAUUUUUCAUUUUCCGCAUACGAUAAUCCCUAUAGCACUGUACCAUUCAGUGGUCCUGUGUCAGCAAAUCCCUUAACAUGGAAUCGUCGUCAAAUGUACGAUAUAGCUGAAAUGCCACCUGUGAUCCUUGGCGAAACAAUGCAACAUAAAGAAAGUUUCAAGGUGUGCGAUGAAUUAAUGGGUGAUCAGCGUGAUCAAAAUGAAUUUUAUGCUGAUAUCUAUGAUACUGUUGUACAACUGACAGCACAACGAUCUAUUGACGCUUAUAAACUAGGAGAUUAUAUUGCUAAAAAAGGGGAUGGUGGUGGAAUCAUUCGAUUACUCUAUGUUGCUAUACCACGACGAGAUUAUGAAUUAGAUUUUAAAUUUAUAACAGCUGAAAACGAUGUCCUAAGAUGUUAUAGAAAAAGUUACAUGGAUCGAUCUACAUUUGCUCAUUCGAUUUUAGCCAAUUAUCAGCCAGUGUUAACAGCUGGUACCGUUACGUUUGAAUAUCAAAGUGCUGCACAAAUAGUAAAAAUGACAAAAAUUGACAAUGAAAGCGGUCAUUAUAUGCCACAUACGGGUCUCGAAGCAUUGGCUGCUGUUAUUGUCUAUUUAGGACGAAUAUUAAUUAGUUCUGAUUAUCGUCUAAAUUAUAGAGGAUGUCGUUUAGUCUAUUAUGAGAGUCGAUUAUCUACAGCAUCUCAUGUUCAGCCUACAGCAACUACAGAUUUUACAUCAGCAAAUGUCGAGGAACCACACAAUAGUCCUCCUAGCAUGCAGUUAACUGUUCCGACAUCUACAUGUAAAACGUAUACAUUUGACAUUUUUUUACAAAGAAUCAAUGUUCAGUUUGCUCGUAUUUAUGAUCAGCUAGUGAGAAUAGAACGUUUACGUUAA